CCAAAUUGACAUUUUAGUAACCCCAAAAAAACAAAACAAAUGUUUUAGCAUAGGUUUUCAUCCUUUUAUUAAUUUAUUUUUGAAUAACAUAAAAUACAAAAAUGGCCACUAUUCAUCAAAAUUACGUAAUAAAAUCUUUAAAAAUUCAACAAAGGUUAAUGUCCAAUAGCACAAGAUUAGUAUAUAGAGAAAAUCUAACCGCACCAGCGUACCAACCCGGUUUUGUCGAAAAAGAUAAAUAUGAUAAAUGGGAGAAGAGCGGACACUUCCAACCCCGGGAAGGGAGUAAAAAGUCGAUCUUCAGCAUGGUUUUACCUCCGCCAAAUGUUACAGGAAAAUUACAUUUAGGUCAUGCCUUAGCGUGCACAGUUCAGGAUGUUAUUGCUAGGAGGAAACGGACACUGGGGCACAAUGUUUUGUGGGUACCCGGAAUGGAUCAUGCAGGGAUUGCUACACAGGGUGUAGUGGAAAAAUAUAUGGAGAACACAAUGAACACAAGUAGACGUGAGCUAGGCCGCGAACAAUUCAUUAAAGAGGUUAUGAAAUGGAAAGACAAACAUGGCAACUCUAUAUACGAACAGCUCAAAAGAUUAGGAUGUUCUUUAGAUUGGACAAGACAGAAUUUCACAAUGGACAACAGGCACACACACGCUGUCAACACAGCUUUCAUCGAGUUAUUCAAAAAGGGACUGAUAUAUCGCAGGAAGGCCUUGGUCAAUUGGUGUACGAAACUUAAUUCAACAAUUUCAGAUAUUGAAAUUGACAAUGUACUCAUAAAAGGACCAACAGAGAUUAAGGUGCCAGAUUGCGAUAAACCGGUUAAAUUCGGUUUGAUGUACCACUUUGCAUAUAAGGUUAUUGAUAGCGAUCAGGAGAUUGUUGUAGCUACUACUAUGCCGGAAACUAUGUUGGGAGAUACUGCUAUAGCUGUGAAUCCAGAAGAUGAGAGAUACCGCGACUUGAUAGGCAGAGCGGUGUAUCAUCCCUUCAGAAACACCCCCAUCCCUAUCAUAGGGGAUGACGUCGUCGACAUAAAUUUCGGUACAGGCGCGGUCAAAAUCACGCCUGCACACAGCAAAGUGGAUUUUGAAAUCGGUCAAGCACAUUUCUUGCAAAUACACCAAGUUAUAAACGAGUGCGGUAACAUGGUAAAUUGUGAUCAUCAGUUCAAAUUUAAGAACAGAUAUGAAUGUAGGGAAGUGAUUGUGAAUUUGUUGAAAGAGAUGUCCUUAUUAAAGGACAUUGUGCCUCACGAAAUGACGUUGCCAACGUGCAGUCGAACCGGCGACAUAAUUUUCUAUCUGCCCAAAGAACAGUGGUUUUUGGCGUGCAGCGAAUUAAACAAAAGUGUGGUCGAUGCAUUAAAGAGCGGUAAAUUGAAAGUUUUACCAGAAAAGUUCGAAAAGAAUUGGCUCCAAUGGGCGGAGGAUGACAGGGACUGGUGUAUUUCAAGACAGUUGUGGUGGGGGCAUCAGGUUCCCGCAUUCAAAUGCAGCGUUGACAACCACUUAGUUUGGAUCGCUUGCACAGACAUAAACACGGCUAAACUAGAGGCUUCUAAAUUCCUUAGAACUAUGCCCGCUGAGAUCAAAGCAGUCAGGGAUACGGACGUUUUGGACACUUGGUUUUCAUCCGCUAUAUAUCCGUUUGCUGUAAUGGGAUGGCCGGAUACAUUGAAUAAGGAUUACAGUUUGUACUAUCCGUUGUCUUUGAUGGCGACGGCUCAUGAUAUAUUAGGUUUUUGGGUGCACAGAAUGGCUAUGUUGGGGUUAGAAUUGACAGAGACACUGCCGUUUAAGAAUGUGCUGUUACACGGAGUCAUAUGCGAUAGUAAAGGUGCGAAAAUGUCUAAAAGUAAAGGCAAUGUUAUAGAUCCUAUAGACGUUAUAAAUGGUAUUUCAAUGGAAUCGCUUAAAGAAAAGACAGUUGACAUGAAUAGAUCUGGUAUUCUUAGCAACGAUGAGUUGAAGAAAGCAUUGGAUUAUCACAAAGCUAACUUCUCCGGUACAAAAGGCAUACCACAAUGUGGCGUUGAUGCAUUGAGAUUUACAUUGCUGUCUCAAGACGUGAAAGCACAUUUCGUCAAUUUCGACGUGUACCAGUGUAACGCAAACAAAUUGUUUUGCAACAAAAUAUACCAAAGCGUCAAAUAUACUCAAAUGGCUUUUGACAAAUUGAAGAAAACUGAAGAUAAAGUCACACGUAGUGAUUUAACGUACUUCGAUAAAUGGAUCCUCAGUAGACUUAGUAAUAUGGUUGAAAAGGUUAAUAAAUCUAUGGACUCGUACGAUUUCCAUUUGGCCACUAAAGCUAUCAGAACAUUGAUUUACAGUGAAUUCUGUGAUAUAUAUUUAGAAGCGACGAAAUCCGGCUUCGCUAGCGAUAAUAUCAAGAUGGGAUAUGCUCACGCGCAUACGUUAUCGGCAGUUUUGAACACGGCCCUUAGAAGUCUAUCGCCUUUUAUGGUUUAUUUGACACAUGAGCUUAUUCCUAAAAUACCAAACUUUGUGUCGAAUAUAAUUUUCAAUUAUGACGAUGCAAGUAUGCCUUACUUCCACAAUCCAAGGCCGGAAGAUUUUAUUAUUUGGAAAAACGAUGAUUUCGAAAAGCAAAGUGAGAGGUUACUGAAAACACUCAAUCUAGUCAGAGAAAUGAAAGGUUUAUACGGCAUUUCGAACAAAGUGAAGCCAUCUGUUAUAGUCGAAACUAAAAAUGAACGUUUAGCCAAAGAUUUGGAAGCAAAUAAAGCUGUAUUUUUAAAUUUGACGCGUUGUGGCGUUUUACAUUUUGGCCAAUGUAUUAAAAACAAUGUCAUACACGCACCUUUGGAUAAAGAUACUAAAAUAGGUAUAGAAAUAAUAGGAGAAGAUGUAACUGAUACUAUUAUGUCGGCUAGAUCUAGACUAGAGACGAAAAUAAGAAAAUUGGAAUAUAGUGUGGCGAAAAUGGAAGAGAAAUUAGCGAAUUCGGGUUAUUUAUCAUCUGUGCCGGAAUGGACACAAGUUAUAGACAGAGAACGCUUGACAAAUAAAAAGGAAGAAUUAGAUAAUUUAAGAAAAUUAUUGGAGGAGAAUAGUAGUACGUAACCUGCGAGUUGUCGAGUAUUUCCGAUUGUGUAAUUUAAUUUAUUAACAAAAUUGUAAAUAGUCAUAGCAGACGCAAUGAGGAAAAUGUAGGUAAAUUAUUUUGUUGACGA
Messenger RNA from Plodia interpunctella (Indianmeal moth), 3196 nucleotides. RefSeq names its product valine--tRNA ligase-like (gene ValRS-m). Gene Ontology annotation, molecular function: ATP binding; aminoacyl-tRNA deacylase activity; valine-tRNA ligase activity. The transcript is spliced from 4 exons. Bases 102 to 3086 code for a protein of 994 amino acids. Gene Ontology annotation, cellular component: cytosol. The record is from RefSeq and is a predicted model, not a curated record. Lineage: Eukaryota; Metazoa; Arthropoda; Insecta; Lepidoptera; Pyralidae. Gene Ontology annotation, biological process: valyl-tRNA aminoacylation.